GCAGCGCGCUGGUUUUCAGCGGGGAAGGACUUCCGACAGCUGUCUCAGAAACGAUUACUCUCGGAUUAAGAGUAUCCAGGAACCGCCGGAGCGCAGAAAAAAAUUCUCCUCAAAGUUGGUUGCAACUUUAUUUCGACGGGUCCACGGAUACUUUUAACCCAUGGAAUACAAAAACAAAGUAGCUUAAAUCUUAGGGUCAGGCCUGUGAUCAACUAGCUAACUAAUAUUAGCAGCCAGCUAACCCUGCUAGUGCAAGCCAGGGUUCGCGGCUUUCGUUAGCUAGCUUGGCAGCUAACGUUAGCUGGAUAGCUCUGUUUUGAUGCGGGUCGAUUUAACGGACCUUGUCCAUUGUACCGUAUUUUCAGUCACCGUUUCGUAACUUUCAGAAAGUAAAACCACGUUUAGCAAAAUCUCCAGAACGCCUACCUGGGCAAAUUCUAAAAUAUCUUUAAAUUAUCUAUCUGGAGAAAAGAAAAUCAAAGUUAAGCAGUUGAAGAGUGUAAAUGGUGCUGGCGUGCACUACUACUGUUUGACAAGUGGGUUGUUUGUUGAUAACCUGUCCGACUAGUAAACCAGUCGUCGUCCUUCAGACUCCGGUAGUGUUCAUAAGGAAAGCUCGUGGACAGCGGCUAACCUUUUUCGAACUAAACACCGAUCAGUGUCUCUUCUGCGGCUGGCCACAAAAGCUGGCCACUCGGCGCUGCGUGCCCAAUGGAGGAACAUGACAACAUGGACUAUUUUUACCAGCAGGUUCUGCAGAAGGAUGUUACUAGAAGGCUGCAGGUCGGCCAGGACCUUAUUGACUAUCUGAACGACCCGCAACGUUCACCUGACGUGGAACAAGAUAAGCCACGACUGGAUAAAACCAUUGAUGAACUAACGGGAUGGGUAAACGCAAGCAAUUACAAGGUGGUGCUGCUGGGUAUCGACAUCACCGAGGCGUUUGUGGAGCGCUUGGGAGAGCGCUUCAAGGGAUACCUGGGCACAGUGGUCCCUGCGCUGGUGGACCGGUUAGGUGACAGCAAGGACCAGGUCAGAGAGCAGAGCCAGGCGCUCAUCCUGCGCUGCAUGGAACAGACUGCCUCGCCCAUGUACGUGUGGGAAAGGUUGCUCACUGGUUUCAAACACAAGAACUUCCGCAGCAGAGAGGGCGUGUGCGUCUGUCUCAGCGCUACCCUCAACACGUAUGGUGCUCAGCCACUGAGUCUCAGCAAAAUUGUUCCCUAUCUCUGCACCCUAACUGGAGACCAGAACCCACAGGUGCGAGAAGCUUCCACAGCAACCCUGGUGGAUGUGUAUCGGCAUGUCGGAGAAAGAGUCAGAGCAGAUCUGGGCAAGAGAGGGCUUCCUGCUGCAAGGUUGCAGACGAUAUUUGGGCGGUUUGAUGAAGCGUUGAAUUCUGGGAACAUGGCUCUCAGUCCUAGUCAUGACCGCAGUUUUGACGGUGACGACGACAGUGUGGACGGGAACCGGCCGUCUUCAGCUCAGGCUGCCUUCAAGGUCCCCAAAGUCCCCAAGAAGACUGCAGAGCCCUCCUCAGCCCGCCGGCCCAGCGCCACGGGCUCUGCCAAGAUGGGUUCGUCGAAGGAUGGUGCCGGGGUGGAUGAAGAAGACUUUAUCAAGGCUUUCACGGAUGUCCCCACUGUACAGAUCUACUCCUCUCGGGAUCUGGAGGACAACCUGAACAAGAUCCGGGAGAUAUGCUCCGAUGACAAACACGACUGGGACCAGAGAGCCGCUGCUAUGAAGAAGAUCCGCUCCUUACUGGUCGCCGGGGCGACAGAGUACGACUGUUUCUACCAGCACCUGCGUCUGCUGGACGGAGCCUUCAAGCUCUCCGCCAAAGACCUGCGCUCCCAGGUCGUACGAGAGGCCUGCAUCACUGUGGCCCAUCUGUCAACAAUACUGGGCAACAAGUUUGACCACGGAGCAGAGGCCAUCGUCCCAGUCCUCUUCAACCUGAUCCCCAACUGUGCCAAAAUCAUGGCCACCUCGGGCGUGUCUGCCAUCCGCCUCAUCAUAAAGCACACCCAUGUCCCCAGGCUCAUCCCCCUCAUCGCCAGUAACUGCACUUCCAAGUCCGUCUCCGUCCGAAGGCGCUGUUAUGACUUCCUGGAGCUCCUGCUGCAGGAGUGGCAGACUCAUUCCCUGGAGCGGCACACGGCCGUGCUGGUGGAGAGCAUCAAGAAGGGCCUGCGAGACGCCGACGCUGAGGCCCGAGUAGAGGCCCGCAAAGCGUACUGGGGUUUGAGGAACCACUUUCCAGGGGAGGCGGACGCUCUCUUCAACUCCCUGGAGCCGUCGUACCAGAAGAGCCUGCAGUCGUGUCUGCGGAGCUCCGGCAGUGUGGCCUCGCUCCCCCAGAGCGACCGCUCCUCCUCCUCCUCACAGGAGAGCCUCAAUCGGCCUCUAACGUCUAAAUGGUCUGCUGGCCCAGGGAGAGUCCCCGCGGGGUCAAAGGGCGGGGCUUCCCCGGCCGCCCUGCAGCGUUCCCGUAGCGAUGUGGACGUUAACGCGGCAGCGGUGGCAAAGCACCGGCACGUCGGGCAGCCCGUUGGGACGGGAAGACUUAAUCCCGGUUCCUACUCCUCACUGGACGAGGCGUGUGAUAAAACGGAUGGGGCCAGAUCAAACAAUGGGCGCCUGCGUACCAAGCAGCCUCUCUCCACGGCCGGUGGAGGCCUGAGCCAGGUGGACUCGCGCGGGCGCAGCCGAGCCAAGAUGGUGUCCCAGUCCCAACGUUCCGACGAAUCAGAUUGCACGCCAGGAUCUCAGUCUGCUACCCCAGUUGGUGCUGGCAGUAGGAGUGGCUCCCCAGGUCGUGUGUUGACCAGCACGGCUCUGAGCACGUUGGGCUCCGGGGCCCAGCGGGUCCUGGUCGGGGCGGGCGGGGCCAGCCACCGGCGAAGCCGCAUCCCCCGCAGCCAGGGCUGCUCGCGAGACUCCUCCCCCACGCGCCUGUCGGUCGCUCCCUCCAGCAUUAGUUCCAUCUACAACGGAGCAAGCCGAGGAGCUCGGGGCAGCCGUAUCCCUCGGCCCAGUAUGAGUCAGGGCUGCAGCAGGGAGACCAGCCGGGAGAGCAGCAGGGACACCAGCCCUGUGCGCUCCUUCACGCCCCUGGCGACGCGACACUACUCUCGCUCCACGGGAGCUCUCCAUUCAGCUGACGUUCUCGGGGCUGCAGGGUCAGGGUUGGGUAUCAGUCAGUCCAGCCGCUUGUCAUCAUCGGUCAGUGCCAUGAGAGUCCUGAACCCCGGCUCAGAUGUAGAAGAGGCUCUUGCAGACGCACUGCUGUUGGGAGACAUGCGGUCCAAGAAGAAACCCGCGCGGCGACGGUACGACAAUUAUGGGAUGUACUCUGAUGACGACGCCAACAGCGAUGCCUCGAGCGCGUGCUCGGAGCGCUCGUACAGCUCCAGGAACGGAGGGGCCAUCCCCACCUACAUGAGACAGACGGAGGACGUGGCAGAGGUGUUAAACCGCUGCGCCAGCGCCAACUGGUCGGAGAGGAAGGAGGGGCUUCUGGGACUGCAGGCGCUACUGAAGAACCAGCGCACCCUGAGUCGUGUGGAGCUGAAGAGACUUUGUGAGAUCUUCACCAGAAUGUUUGCAGAUCCCCACAGUAAGGUGUUCAGCAUGUUCCUGGAGACGCUGGUGGACUUUGUGCUGGUGCAUAAGGAGGACCUGCAGGACUGGCUGUUUGUGCUGCUCACACAGCUGCUCAAGAAGAUGGGAGCCGACCUGCUGGGCUCCGUGCAGGCCAAGGUCCAGAGGGCCCUGGACAUCACACGGGAGUCUUUCCCCAACGAUCUUCAGUUCACCAUCCUCAUGAGGUUCACUGUGGACCAGACACAGACCCCCAACCUCAAGGUGAAGGUGGCCAUCCUGAAAUACAUCGAGACGUUAACACUGCAGAUGGAGGCUCCAGACUUUGUCAACUCCAGCGAGACGCGCCUGGCCGUGUCCCGCAUCAUCACCUGGACCACCGAGCCCAAGAGCUCAGACGUCAGGAAGGCAGCCCAGUCCGUGUUGAUCUCGCUGUUCCAGUUGAAUACUCCAGAGUUCACCAUGCUGCUUGGAGCCCUGCCUAAAACCUUCCAGGAUGGAGCCACUAAACUGCUGCAGAACCACCUGAGGAACACAGGCAACACUGCACAGGCACCAAUGGGAAGCCCCCUGACGCGCCACACUCCCCGAUCUCCCGCCAGCUGGUCCAGCCCCCUCACCUCUCCCACCAACACCUCCCAGAACACGCCCUCGCCAAGUGCGUUUGACUACGACACGGAGAACAUGAACUCUGAGGACAUCUACAGCUCACUCAGAGGCGUUACCGAGGCGAUCCAGAACUUCAGCGUCCGCAGCCAAGAGGACAUGAACGAACCAGGGGGCGUGGGGGGGGGCAGUGGGUCUGAUGGGAAGGCAGCAGACGUGGUGGACGGGGGUCGGACCGCGCUGGACAACAAGACGUCCCUCCUCAACACGUCCCUGCUCUCCUCCAGCCCCCGGGGGGCUCGGGACCCCUUCUCCGAUUCCCCCUACAAACACAACAUCAAGGACACCAGCAUGGACGAGUCAGGCCAGCUCCUAGACGACAGUAACCUGGACCAGUCGGAGCUGGUUGCUGACCUGCUGAAGGAGCUGUCCAAUCACAACGAGCGUGUGGAGGAGAGGAAGGCGGCGCUGUGUGAGCUGCUGAAGCUGAUUCGUGAAAACACGCUGCAGGUCUGGGACGAACACUUCAAAACCAUCUUACUGCUCCUGCUAGAGACGCUGGGAGACAGAGAGCAUGUGAUCCGUGCGCUGGCCCUCCGUGUGCUGAGAGAGAUUCUGAGCCGGCAGCCCUGGAGGUUUAAGAACUACGCUGAGCUGACCAUCAUGAAGGCUCUGGAAGCACACAAGGACCCGCACAAGGAGGUGGUGCGAGCGGCAGAGGAGACAGCCGCCAUGCUAGCGACGUCCAUCAGCCCUGACCAGUGCGUCAAGGUACUGUGUCCCAUCAUCCAGUCAGCUGACUACCCCAUCAACCUGGCCGCCAUCAAGAUGCAGACCAAGGUCAUCGAGAGGGUCCCGCGGGACGGCCUGCAGGCCAUGCUGCCUGAGAUCGUCCCUGGACUCAUACAGGGCUACGACAACUCUGAAAGCAGUGUGAGGAAGGCCUGUGUGUUCUGUCUGGUGGCCAUCUAUGCAGUCAUAGGAGAGGACCUCAAACCACAUCUCAGCCAGCUCACAGGCAGCAAGCUGAAGUUGUUGAAUCUGUACAUCAAGCGGGCUCAGUCUGGCUCCAGUGGCAGUGAACCUCCAGAGGGCCUAUAGGAACAAACAGCACCCCUACAGGACAAACCAAGAACUACAGCUCGGAAAUCUACACCCACACACACUCACUCACACACCCUCUCACUCACACAAACCCUUAUAAACAAUGCACAGAUGUGCACAGAUUUGGAUGAAACGGAAACACACAGUCACACACACACACACGCUUACACUGAGAGACACUGACACGCAGGCUCAACCAUACCCCCCCACAGGCUCAGACACACGCUGGGUCGGACUUCCUGUUUUCCGUCGUCUUCUUCCGCCGUUACUGCUGCAGUGCAUUGUGGGACUUGUGGUGAGGAGUGCAGGAGAACGAGUGUUGUAGCUCUCCUCUAAGACGCCGAAGAUCCACCCUGCUCUCUAGCAUUCAGACUAAAAACACCCCCUGACCCUUGAACCCCGGAAGGUUAUUCUCGUGUUGUCUUGUAUCCCCGACUUAACACUCACACGCAUUCAACCCCAAGUGUGUGUCAUCCAAGCCCACUCCCAGCUCUGUCUCUCCCAAACACACCCCUCGGCCCUCGGCCUCCAUAGCAACAAGGAAGGAAGGAAGGAAGAGGGAGUUGGCGCUAUGGAAACCAGCCAGUUGUGACUAAAUAGCAGAGGCUAGGGAGAGGAAGGCAUGGCAUGGAUGGGUGGAUGGUGGGGAUUUUCUGAACAGUUGUCCAGGGUUAGGGAAGAGGAGGGGGUUUCUUUGUGUUUAUUUUGUCUGUGUGUUGGGGUGAAGGGCUGUAAAGGCUUUGAAACCCCUCGGACUCAACGGUGCUGAUGUUCACAAGGUACGACCCACCCAGCACUAAUGCUCAAAAGGCCAUACCUGCUUUUAGCUACACAGAGACUGAGGUAGACAUAAUGUGCUUGGCUAUGCAUGAGACGAUUUAUAACGAGAAACUUUUUAUCGGGAUCCUUCCUAAAGUCAGAAAGGGGUUUAAACAAAUUAUUCCCACUGCUUUGAAAAAAUAAAAUAAUCCAUGUUACCCUCCACUGCCCCCCCCCCUCCCCAUCCGUUUUAAAUCCAACCAUUUCAGAUAAGAUGUGAGUGGUUACUUACUCCAUGGAGUCAAAGUAUGACUGGACAUGGCUUAUUAUCACAUAGUGGAUUUGUAUCUAUAUACGAUAUAAAAAAAAUAAUAUCCAGUAAAAUAAUUGAGUCCCAAAAGGGGCGCGUGCGCGCACCUGUGCCCAUCCAUGGUUUUUUUUUUGGUUCUUCUGUUGCGCGUGCAGUAGUCUCUCAUUGGUUUUUCUGAUGAGGAAUUUGUAGAAAUGUAUUAUUUACAGAUCUGGAAAACUGUCAUGGCUCCUAUUUUCCUCUUCUCUUUCUCUUCUCAUUGUGACAUUAUUUCCCUCUUGUGAGUAACAUUCUAGAGUUCACUGUUUCCUCUGUGCAUUUACAAAGCUGUGCUUACAAUGAAAAUAAAGAACACUUGUACAGACCAUAAUAAACAAAGUCCUCUAUGUCAAUCAUUAGAAUACAUGAAUCUAUCUCGACCAGGUCUUAACCUCUAUGCCUCAUGGAUUCAACCCUGGUCUUAAAUCUGUGGUUGUGGACAUUUGAUGCUCCUAAAUGAUCGGCCAACUAAUUCAGAUUGGGUUGAAUUUGAUGAUGGUCUUGGUCUAAAUCAGAGUCCUGCUUGAUGUAACCUGGAAUUUGUCUUGCACCUAAUAAAUGUGUUGUGCAACGUG
Molecule: messenger RNA, 6999 nt
Organism: Osmerus eperlanus (European smelt)
Lineage: Eukaryota; Metazoa; Chordata; Actinopteri; Osmeriformes; Osmeridae
Gene: clasp2
Product: cytoplasmic linker associated protein 2
Biological process (GO): establishment of mitotic spindle localization; mitotic spindle assembly
Cellular component (GO): cytoplasmic microtubule; microtubule organizing center; mitotic spindle
Molecular function (GO): microtubule binding
Source: RefSeq, a predicted model, not a curated record